Messenger RNA from Rasamsonia emersonii CBS 393.64, 3318 nucleotides. RefSeq lists its product as uncharacterized. The transcript is spliced from 12 exons. Gene Ontology annotation, biological process: regulation of DNA-templated transcription. The record is from RefSeq and is a predicted model, not a curated record. Lineage: Eukaryota; Fungi; Ascomycota; Eurotiomycetes; Eurotiales; Trichocomaceae. The coding region runs from base 1 to 3318 and encodes 1105 amino acids. Gene Ontology annotation, molecular function: zinc ion binding; dioxygenase activity; DNA-binding transcription factor activity, RNA polymerase II-specific.
AUGACCCCUUCCAUCGACAACCACUCACCCAGCAAUGGCGAGAUCACAGAGGAGCAGCUGCUCGAAGAAGUGCGGAAAACCAACACGCUCCCGCUGUGGACGCAAAUGACGCGUCUGAAUCCCCCCGAGCCGAAUCCCAUCUGCGUUCCGUUUGUGUGGAAAUACAAGUUCAUCCGGCCCAACCUGCUCACGGCAGGGAAGCUGAUCACGGAGAAGAAGGCGGAGCGACGCGUCCUGAUGCUGGUGAAUCCUGCACGAGAGGCCCCCUACACAACCGACACGCUGUACGCCGGUCUCCAGCUGGUCAUGCCGAACGAAACCGCCCCGGCGCACCGUCACACAGCGUUCGCGAUGCGCUUCAUCAUCGAGGGUAACGGCGGUUUCACGGCCGUUCAUGGUCGCCGGAUUUGCAUGCAGCAGGGGGAUGUGAUCCUGACUCCCACUUGGAACUACCAUGACCACGGCAAGGACGGAUCGGGCCCCAUGAUCUGGCUGGAUGGCUUGGAUCUGCCGAAUUUCCGCCACUUCCCCGUGCAUUUUGUCGAGCAUUACGCUCAGCCGCGGUACCCAGCGGAGGACGUUGACAGCGAGCAGUCGCCCCUGGUUUUCCCCUGGGCGAAGAUGAAGGCGGAGCUGGAUAGUGCUGAUGAACCAUGGGUGACAUGCCGCUAUUUUCGAUCGGACGGUCAUGAAGUUAGCAGAAUCCUCGGCGGCAGUGCCGAGAGAAUCAGCCCGGGAUGCUCCUCGCCCCGUCGGCGGGAGACCACAUCGGCCGUCUAUCAUGUCGUCUCCGGGAGCGGCUAUUCCGUCAUCGGCGAAACGAAAUUCUCCUGGGAAAAGGGCGAUACAUUCUGCGUGCCGGCUUGGUACCCAUACGAGCAUUUCGCGGAUCCGUCCGAGACGGUGUACCUGUACCGGAAACACUCAGUCAAGGAAACACUGAGUAAAGGAAUCCUCGUAGGGCAUGAAUGGAAGCCUCCAAUGGGAGCUCCGACCCACCCCCAGGACCGCCAGCCAAACGGCGCCGAGUCGCGUUGGCUUGCGAUGCGUGCCGCACGAGAAAGUCCCGAGUAUGCUGGCUGUUCUGAUCCAUACAUAGCCAUUUCCGUGCAGAGCUGUCGGCUGACGAAUCCCCAGUGCGAUGGCUCUCGUCCAAAAUGCUCACUGUGCAUCGAUCUGGGGUUCGAGUGUGUCUAUACCCCGCCGGCCACCGCCACCAAUGUCAUCAUCCACAAGGAUUACUUGACGAGCCUGGAGAGCCGUGUCAGAGCAUUGGAGGAGACGCUGUCGGCCGUCGAAGACCACGUCGAUGAUCUGUCGUCUCGACUGGAUCGGGGCGACGACCCCAAGAACAGACAUGAUCCGAAAGCGUCGCAAGAUGUUGAACCCGUGUCUGAUCUUGCUGGUGUAGAGGAUGCCGUUGAUGCGAUGGGCGCAGUCGUCUUUGCAGAUGAGGAAGACUCGGGAUUUUUUGGACCGUCUUCCAAUAUUGCUUUCUUGCGGCAUCUCUCGCAGGCGGUAACGUCUGCUGGGAAGAUGCAGAGCGAACUGACUUCGCCGUCACUCCGCGGAUCGGGACAAUUCGAGGGUGGUUUUCUGAACGUGUCUCGGCCUCCAUCUCCCACGCUCCGCCAUUCUGAUCGGGACGCUGCGCAAAACAAGUACAACAUCUUCACCCUCCCGCCGUCGAACGAAACGUCGGAGCUGAUCCAGAGGUACUUUUCCGACACGGGCCUCCUUUUCCCGUACUUGCAUGAGCCCACCUUUCGCGAGACCUACGGCCAGUUAGUCCGCGACGGCUUUACCAAAGUGCGUCGAACGUGGCUUGGAUUGCUGAAUAUGGUGCUUGCGAUGGCUACCAUCACGGCAUCUGCAGGGAACACGCGAGCAGAUGCCCGGAUCAAGGCAUCGGACGUAUUCUACCAAAGAGCGCUGGGUCUUUGCGGCAAAGAGAUCCUGCGGGGGACGACUCUCGAACGCGGUGUCCGUUACAGUUCAAUAUCUGCUUCUGAUGGGCCAGUACCUCCAAGGAACGCAAAAGUCGGUUCAGGCCUGGACCGUGCAUGGAUUGGCCGUGAAGGCAGCUCUUCAGCUGGGGUUGCAUUCGCAGGAAGCGUCCAGGGUCUUUUCUCCUCUGGAGCGAGAAAUCCGGAAGCGAACCUGGUAUGGCUAACCCUAAGCAUGACCUUUGGGCGUCCUGCCGCCAUACCGGACCACUACGUCAAGCUGGAGCUGCCGGCGCACCACGAGUCCAUGCGACCAUUUACCAUGCUGGAUGAUGGCAGUGCCUCCCUGAGCCUGGCUUUCUUCAACUCUACGAUAACCCUGUACAAGCAGAUGUGGAACGUCAUCGACCUCCUUUAUGGCCAAAAUCUGGGAUGUGACCGACCAUCCGGCGUCAGCGAGACUGUCGCCCACGUUUUCCGAAUGGAACAACAUUUGAUCUCCUGGGAGCGAUCUUUGCCCGAUACGCUUCGGCUAACCUGCGCUCGACAGUUGCAAGGAGAAGAGCAACGACAGGAGCCCAGCUGCCCUCGGGACCAGCUUCGAUGGAAACUUCGGGUCAUCCUUACCCUGCGGUAUCUCAAUCUCCGGGUUCUGUUGCAUCGACCGAUUCUCACCAAAUUCAUCGAUGCUCGAGGGAAACAAAGAAACGAGGAAGAGGAGGACGGUCGCCAUGAGUCAAUGCUGCUGCUGAAGCACAUAGGCACGAACAGCGUCGAGAUCUGCGUCAACUCGGCGAUGGAUAUCAUCGACCUGGUCCAUGAAGUUGUCCACGCGCCGGGAUGGCAGAGAAGUCUGCUAGGGGCGUGGUGGUUCUCAUUAUAUUAUACAUUCAAUGCUGCGUUGGUGAUCCUGGGAGCGCUCUGGGUAUGCCGCGGCGAUGAUUCCGAUGAAGCUAGCGUUCCUCCUGAUAUGGACAAGUUGGUCGAGAAGGCCAGCGGUUAUCCUCAGCGGGCUGUUGCUGCGCUGCUCAAUCUGGAUAGUGGAAAUAAAAUGGUGGAUCGGUGUCGAUACUAUCUUGAGCAUUUCAAUAAUGCUCUCAAUCCGGUCGAUGUCGACGGCAUGCCUGUCUCGAACCAUACCACCCUUUUUGCAGACACGACUGCGCGGCUUGGACCAGGUCAAGGUCAAGGUCCUUCAGGCACCGAGAUGAUCGAUUUCUCGACUUCGCUCGGCAUGGGAAUGGAGAUGGAGCUGGGCGAGUUUCUGCUCGACGACGGGGAGCAACUUCGAGGGUUGAUCAACGUUAAUAGGUCCGGUUCAGUAGUCAUUCCGACGCCUGUGCCGGAUGAAGAUGAGGAUGGAAGGGGAUAG